UCUGCCUGAUCUCCUCCUCAAGCCCAAGCGACUGACAGGCCUGCAUUGACUUCCUGACGGAUCACUGCAACUUUGUGGCUCGAGGAGCAACUUAAGGUCGUUUCUCAUCGUAAACGCUCGCGUCAGAUGCACAUAUAUCCGUCAGCCCUAACCCAAUGACCCAGCAAGAGCAGCAUGAGUUCAGGGAAAGUUUGGCGGAAGCCAUUUCCUGGAUGCAGGCCGUCCAGGAGAGACUUAAGCAAAACGAUAACACCCAAGGACCCAGAUCAGCGCUGGAGGUCAGGCUCCGAGAGACCGAGAAAAUUCAUAGCUCAGAGCCUGAAGGCCAUGUGAAGAUGGACAGGGUGUUGGUGGUAUAUAUGUAUUAUAUAUAUAUGAAGCUCUGCUUAUAUGUAAAUGGAGAUGAAGAGAUGAAGAAUCAGACUCUUGCGAAACUCAAAUAUAUAAAAGCAUUUUGGGAGGACACAGCAACAUAUAUCAUUCACUGUCACAGUCGUAUCGAGUGGGUGUGGCUGCACUGGAGCGAAUACCUGAAGGCCCAUGAGGAGUUUGGGAUGUGGCUGGAGAAGAUGCACAGGUCUCUAGAGCCUCUGCUUGAAAUGCAGCUGGGUCUCCAAGAGAAGCUUUGGCAGGUGGAUCAUCUGCGGGUCCUUCACUGUGACAUUCAAGCCCAGGCUGAGUUUCUGGAGAGGCUUCUGGAUGAGGCUGCAGCCCUGUUCAACCGCACCGAAGACCCCAGCAUAGAUGAGAAGGCUCAGCAGGGUCUUCAAGAUGCAUACAACCACAUUCGUGACCGAGCACAGGAGAGAUUAACAUUUGCACAGAAAAUAGCAGAGGAGCACCAGCAGUACCAAAGUUGCUUUGAUAAAUUUCAAUCCUGGCUGAUGUCUAAAACAGAAGAAGUCAGCCGUUUCAGCGACAUGAAGGAUACGACGCAAAAUAGGCUGAAAGCCCUGCAGGAACUGGAUGCUAGUAUAGCCAAAGAAGAGCUCGCUCUCCAGCACAUUGAAAACCUCUCUGAAGCUGUGAAGGCUAACACGUCUCCAGCAGGUGCGGAAAAGAUCACAAAAGAGUUGGAGGAAUUGAGGCAGGCCUGGCAGAGGUUACGCCGCUCACUGCUGGAGAAUCAAGAAGAGCUCCAGAGCUCACUGGACUCUGAGUGCGAGUAUUCAAACCGUUGUAAGGAGCUGUGGGCGGACCUGGAGCGGCUUCGAACCUUGGUCCAGAAUCUCAGCAGUGAUCUGGAAAGCAAGGAUGGAGAGAGGACUGAGGAAAACAUGGUAGCUCAAUGGAAGACGCACACGGGAGUGCGCAACAAGCUCAUUGCAGAGGAGCCCAUGGUGGAACAGCUGAAAUCCCGGUUGAAAGAGCUAUUCCGAUUCCCACAAGACUCCAAAAGCCUGUCUGAUGAGAUGCUAGCUGUGGUGAAAGAAUACCAGAGCGUGAAAGGCAGAUCUUUCAGGCUGUCCUCUGAGAGCGAGAUGGCCCUACGACAGAUACUGCAGGAUCCUCUGUAUGGCUUCAGCCAAUGGAGUCAGAUGGUUUCUCAGGUACUGGAGGCCUCCUCCGAGGUGACAGAUUUCUCCCAAAUCGCUCUGCUUGUGCAGCAUAUAGAGAAGUUACUUAAAAACAGCGUGCAGCUCCAGGAGCGCUUGAGUUCGCUCCAGGUGAAGAGUGAUCUGCUCAGCUCAGUUUUUGGCCAAGAGAAAGCUGCCGAUCUGUUGGAAGAGCUCAGCGGGGAUGUGAGGAAGAGAGAGUUACUCCACAGCCAGCUCCUACAGCGCAAGAACCGCCUGCAGGGUUUGAUAUCAAAGACGAAGGACUUUUCAGAUGCCUUUGACUCCAUACGCAAAAAACUAACCUCCAUAAAGGAGCGGUUCAUCACGACGGAUGGACUUCAACCUGACAUUCUUGCCAAGAAGACCCAGGCCGACCAACUCCGGGUCAUUAGAAAGGACUUGGAAGAUUGUGAAGCCCAGAUCAUAGCUCUUGAGACGCUGGUGUCAUCCAACCCUGCAAACAGGACAAAGUUUGAACGUCUGUAUGCAGACUGGAAAUUGCUUUAUAAGGCGGUUCGGAUAAAGGUGAAUGAAAAUGAGGAGAACAUCGCAGAACAUGAGAGCUUCCAUGACAAUAUUCUGAAUAUGGAGAAGUGGUUAAUGAUCAUGAGACAGAAGUUGGAAUCGUUUCGUGGAUCAGAUGUGGAAUGGAGCAUCAAUAACCGCCAGCAUGAGGCUGAGAGGGCGCUUGGAGAGUUUCCAGAGAAGGAGCUUCAGCUUCACCAGACAGAGGCUCAGGGCCAGACUGUGCUGGCCAGAACCUCUGAUGAAGGCAAAGUUCACAUCCAGCAAGACCUUAAACGCCUCAGAGAGACCUGGAUGUCCCUCCACAAGCUUAGUCUCAAUCUCUUCAGGCUUCUGAAUGAACGUGCAGCCUCUGGCGACCAAGAUUCCCUGUUACAUAGAACUGAGUUCUUGGACAGAUGGGCAGAAGGGCAUCACCAGGGAAUGGCUUCAAACUUUGAAGUGCAACAUGCCAAAGAAGAUGAAGGAACGGACCAGCAUCAGAGAUCCUACUAUGGAUCAAAAUCAACAGGCUUCCCAGAUCGGAAGAGGAACAUGGAAGCAAAUCUGGAUCGAAUUCGAAUUGUGCUUCCUGAGGGCGUCUCAAGACCAGGAGGUUCAGAGGUCUGGAGAGGAGAGUGGACUUACCAAGACCAGUCCAUAGAUGAUGAGGUGGAUGCAGUCAUAUCUGGAAGUGACCGUAAGGGCAACAGGAAGCUGACUGGGAUGGAGGAAGGUGACAUGCUCAGCAGUGGUGGUUGGACUGGGGAGUGGGUUGAACAACACAAAGAUAGUUCUGGGAUUGAAGACCUGGAUAUAAAAGAUAGAUACAGCUUUCUAAGUGGGACUGAUUCUGAUGCACAGAAAAGGAUGUGGCCAUCACAGAUCCCCUCUGAUGACAUUCAGAUGGGCUCUCAUGGGUCCCAGGAUCAUGCUGAUAUGGAGGCACAGAGGAGGGAGUUUGAAGCGUGGCUUCACAAGGAAAAUGACAAACUCACAGGAAUUCUGAACAACCAAAGAUCCUUGAGCGCUAAAGAACUGAGGAUAAGACAGAAUACUCUCAAGGGUUUACGUGCCAAUGUGACUUGGGGUCAGAACCAGUUCCAGAAGUUGAUGGACGGUCGGCAGAGUAAGUCGGCAGAGGAGGAUGUGGAACUAGAAGAGCUGCGUUACCGCUGGAUGUUGUACAAGUCCAAACUUAAAGAGGCUGGUGACCUCAAAGGUCUGCUGAAAAACAAGGGUGUCAGCGGACAAGAACAGGAGCAUGUCCGAUCUGGAAAGGCGAACAGCGGCCUCAGCUUCCUAUACCGCGUGUGUCGCGUGGCUCUUCCUCUCCAGCUCCUGUUGUUGGCCCUGCUUCUGCUGGCCUUCCUGCUGCCCAUGAUGGACGAGGGCACCAGCUGUUCACUGUCUAACAACUUCGCCCGCUCCUUCAACAUCAUGCUCCGCUACGACGGACCUCCACCCACUUAAGCGGCGACAGACGAAAGCAGCUUUUAGAAAACAAAACAAAGCAAUCCGUGCUUGUGUUUAUAUAACAAAAACUUAUAUUUUUUAUCAUUGUUCGGUUAAUGUUUUAAGUCAUUAUAUUCUUGGUUCUCCGCUGGUCUCGCUCCACCAUACACCCACUGGUGGACCCAGCAGAUCAAAGCUCUGUUUGUUUGUUUGUGUGUGUGUGUGUGUGUGUGUGUGUGUGUGUGUGUGUGUGUGUGUGUGUGUGAGAGAGAGAGAGAAAGUGUGUGUGGGUGGAUGGCAUAGACGCUCACAACCUGCUCGACAUGAUUCAAGCUGUUCAUUUCUCUACAGGCGUUUGGAGAAACCAGUGCAGCUUUUGCAAAGAGCAAAACUCCCUUAAAGACAUCUACUCAGGAUCCAUCGCAAAUCCCUCAUGUUUUUUAUGUUCGUUCUGUUUGUAGCUAGUUACUAGAUACUUAAAAGGAUGGUUCACCCAAAAAAAGAUGUUCUGCCAUCGUUUACUCACCCUCAUGUUGUUCCAAACAUGUUUGAUUUUCUUUGUGUUACGGUAUUUUUUUAAAAAUUUGCAGUGAAAGUCAAUUGGUUGUUUUGAACCCCACUGGCAUUCAUUGUAUGGAUUAAAAAAAAAAAAUCUUAAUUUAAGACAUGAGCAUGACAGAAUUAAAAUUUUUGGGUGAGCUGUUCAUUAAAAUAAUUUUAAUACUGUGGUGUGUCUUAUAUUUAAACAGAAUUGUGCAUGUUUUAAUUCAUAUCACUUGUUUAAAAUCUUUUAUUUGCCGUUUUACUCGAGCCACUCGAAAAACUAAACUGUGUUUGAUAAUAGGUUUUAACUUAUCACUGUGUUGCGGGUAUUGAUUCUAAUCAUCUAAAAGGUUCAAAACUAAGCUCUGUUUGAGACGUUCUUGAUAUUUUUGUGAAUUUUAGAAGAGGAAACGGUCAAAAUCAACACAGACAUUCCUGUAUCACUCCAUAGCAAAGGUGCUCUGCACAUGUCGUUUUCUUUCAAAGGUUUUUGGAAGUGGUGAUUACAGAAUCAUAUUUUUGAGCUUUAGGACUGAGUUUUGGCAUUGGUUUGCCUCUGAUUGUUGUUAUAGGUUAUUGUAAGUGUGUUUUGCAGGCAUAGAUUAUGGAGUAAAAAUAGCCCUGUUUGGGGAGAAUGUCCUUUUUUGAACAGAAUGUUGGAACUCUGUGACCUUCUUGGUCUGCUUUUCUUUUCUUUCCUUUUUUGCAAGCAGUGUCUCAGCUGGGAUUUUUAAGGGCCCAAAACCAUCAGAGGUUGAGUUCAGUUAUUUUUUCAGGACUGCUUCUUUAAGGUCAUGGUUUGAUGAAAGGAAUGCCUGAAUUAAUUUUUUGUCCAGAACAAAGGCUUUUUUCGACAAAUCUUGUCUUUCAGAGAUGGCAAAAGUCAAAAUUCCUUUUUGAGCACAUCCUUGAGCUUUAUGCUUGCAGUGUUAGACAUGUUAUUUAGAGGCUAAUUGCAUGGCUUUGCAGCUUUAGUAUUACACAUACGCACACCGCACUGAACUGCUUUUAUUCUGUAGCAAAAUGCCCUUUUAAAAUUGUAUUCAGACCCCUCUACAUAUCUAUAUUAUGUUAGAACUGUACAUUAAUAUGUGAUGCACUAUCUAAUGUUAAAUGCAUUAAUAAUAGUGCAUGGUCAGAAAGAUGCGUAACAGAAAAUAUGCUGCAUUUUCUAAAAAAAAAAAAACAAACAAAAAAAAAAAAAACGAAAUGUUGAAGCUGGGCAUAUCAGCUUAUUGCACUGCUUUAUUGUCUGUAUUUAUAGGAAUAGUCACCCAGAAAUUAAAAUUUGCCUUAAAUGUAUUCAUCCUCAGACUUUACAAGAUGUAGAUGAGUUUGUUUCUUCAUCUUAACAGAUUUGGAGAAAUUUAGCAUCACUUGCUCGAUGGGUGCCGUCAGAAUGCCCAAACAUCACAAUAAUCCAAUUCCAGUUAAUACACAUGACCCCAGUCCAUCAGUUUGUAUCUUGUGGCUCAAAACUGUGUGUCCAUCAUUUUUAAACCCAAAUUUGAAAUUAUGGCAAAAUUUGUCCUCUAUUCAUAAUAUUGGUUUGUCCUAAAGUAUAAAACGUAAAAAAAAACAUCUGAAUUAGGAGAAAUAUCUGCACAGAUCAAGCACUGUUUAUAAGCAAAACCAGUUCUAAAUAUGCCGGAACUUACUAUUAUAGUUUAAGACUGGUAUUUUAUCAAGAAGUGAUGAUUUUAAAGUUAAAACGGCUUAAUAAUGGAUUUGUUUCUUGGAAACACUCAACUUUUCUCUUCAUACAGCUUAAACUGAUAGACUGGAUGGCUGUGUUUUUAUCAGCUGUUAAGUGUCUCAUUUUGACGGCACCCAUUCACUGCAGAGUAUCUGUUGGUGAGCAAAUGAUGUAAUGCUAAAUUUCUCCAAAGCAGUUUCGAUGAUGAAACCAACUCAUCUAUUUGAAUGACCUAAGAGUACAUUUUCACCAAAUUGUUAUUUUUCAGUGAACUAUUCUUUUACUCUCUAUUUAUGUCACUGCAAACCCUUUAAUGAUCUAUGCUUGUUUCAAAUACUGUAUGUUCCAUUAGGCUGCAAAUGCUAGACUGUACAAAAUUCUGCUAAAACGGUUCAGCUGUGAUCAAAGAUGUAAACAAGAUCACCGUAUAACGUAUGCUAAUAUAGCUAGUUUACAGCACUGUGUGCGUAAGAGAGUUUUCUCAUUGGAGAUAUUUAAUUUGGGAAGAAAGUACUGGAAAUUAUUUUUAAAGACUUAACAAAAUCAAAUGAAAGCAUGUAGAAAAUAUAGCGACUUCAAAUGCAUGAAGGGUUGGAAGACAAUGUAUUAACAAAAAAAGGUCAAAUUUAUUUUAUUACCAUAUUUUCAACUCUUAUGAUGUGUGUUUAAACUGAUUGAUAUAUAUAUGGUAUGAGCAUAUAACCAGUAUUUUUGUAUUUUACUCCAGGCAAUAAACAUGCAGUGCAUUUUCA
Messenger RNA from Puntigrus tetrazona (Sumatra barb), 6509 nucleotides. It is a transcript of the gene syne3, whose product is annotated as spectrin repeat containing, nuclear envelope family member 3. Gene Ontology annotation, molecular function: actin filament binding. Bases 156 to 3536 code for a protein of 1126 amino acids. Gene Ontology annotation, biological process: nuclear migration. The transcript has 18 exons. Lineage: Eukaryota; Metazoa; Chordata; Actinopteri; Cypriniformes; Cyprinidae. The record is from RefSeq and is a predicted model, not a curated record. Gene Ontology annotation, cellular component: cytoplasm; nuclear outer membrane; meiotic nuclear membrane microtubule tethering complex.